GGUCGAGCACCAGCCUGUCAGACCCCUCACGGAGUGAUUUAUGCCCCACCUCUCCGUUCGCUAGGGCCCCUCACUCAUACCACUACCACUAUUCGUCCAGCGUGUUCUGUCAUUCGUGGUCAUCUUCGUUUUUUUGAAUUCGCCAGGGCUCCUCUUCGGCACUUUCUCCCGCUUGUCAUCAUUCAUUCAUUACCACCCUCGAAAAUGCUCUUUGGCUUCUUGUUGUUCUCUUUGUCGUAGGCGAACUUCCUCCCCCUUUCCCCCCCCCCUCCUCCCUCCUCCCUCCUCCCCUUUCACGUGCGUGGAGAGGCACAGACAAGCACCCGCGCGCUCACACGCACACACCCACACACACACGCCCACGCACCCGCACCCGCACCCGCACGCACACAGACACACACACACACACACACACACACACACAGAGAGAGAGAGAGAGAGAGAGAGAGAGAGAGAGAGAGAGAGAGAGAACGGAGAUUGCGAUAUGGUGGCCUCCGCUGCCAUCAAGCGCUUUUCUACUCAAAUAGGCCGGCAUGUCCGAUCGGGAGUGUUGCCACCGUCGCUCGAGGACAUUGCGCUUAGUUUCGUUCGGUCGUCGCCGCGGUCUGACAUAUCGGCCGUGGGGGCUUUGGCGGCGCUCUCGGCCUUGCCCGGAGCAGGAGUAGCAGCAGGUUGCGCGGGAACUGCAUCUUCUUCUCCCGGCGAUGUCUCCUCUACACCCUCAUCGUCCUCGUCUUCCUGCUAUGGCGGGAGCCUGAAUGUGAUGGGUGGUGGUAGUUGCUUGUCCUCCAACGGCCUCUCUGCUCCAACCACUACUCCUUUCGGAAAUCGACGGUUGAUGUUCACCUCUGCUGGCAGGCCGAUGGGCCCGCCUCCUCCUUGCUCUACUUCCACGACACUUCCGAGGGGUCGUGAAGAUGACGAUUUGCUCCUUUUCCGGGGCUUUUCCACCUCCUCCUCCUCCUCCUCCUCCGUCUCUUCUUCCUCCUCUUCUCCACCCCUGGGUAUCGACGGCGAUGAAGUCCGCGCUUCACCAUGGCCGUCCCUGGAAGACACCUUGGACGCGGCAUUAGAUGGAUCGGGAUCGGGAGAAGAGGACCUGGGGAGCAUUCCCCGGAGCUCUAUUCGCCCCUUCCGGAGCAGCGAUGUAGCAACAGCAGCCGGAGGAGGAGGGGUAGGGAGAUUAGGAGAAGGAGAGAUGAACCUGCUGCAUCAGCAUCGCCAAGAGCAUCAGAAGCCUGUCUCGGAAAUGACCUUGGAAGAUCUUCAUCAGCAUAUGUCGGCGCUGCUGGGGCCCGGCCGGUAUGAGGAAGCGAUCUCGCUCUUCAAGGAUUGGACUAUCAGCGCGGACGCUGAUGGCCAGCACCACCGGCCUGACCUAAUGGCCUACAACAUGUUGUUGUUGGCUUACAACCGCUCCGCGUCAAACACAGAAAAGCUGUUGGCCGUUUUGGAGGAUAUGAGAAAGUCAGGCGUCGAAGCCAAUCUGCUGACCUACAACAUUCUUCUCCGAGCUGCUUUCCGCGUACGCGAUUCGAAUUUGGCGGAGUCCAUCAUUCGGCGCUUGGAAGAUCCAGCAUCGAAAGUUCAGCCUGAUGGGGACUCGUACAACUUCGUUGUGACUAUUUGCGCAAUGGACAAGAGGGUGCCGCCGGCCUUACAGUACAUGCAGUCGAUGUUGAGGAGGGGUUUUGUGCCGAGCAAGACGACGUAUAGCGAGGUUUUGACAGCUUGUGCGAGGACACGCAGAACCCGCGAUGCCGUGGCCGUGAUGAACGAGCUGCAGACGCAAAUGUUAGAGCCGUUGCCGGUAGUCUUGGGAGAAUUGCUGACGGCGGGAGCAGAGAGAGACGAUGCGGAGUGCUCGCUUAUGGCGCUGCAGAAACUGGGGCGCAGGAGGUUGGGCAUAGAUCAGGGCGGGCUUUUGAUGGCGCUGAACGCCGCCGCCAGGACGGGGCACACAGAUCUUGCCGAGGCGGCAUGGGCGUACCUGAGGGAGUGUCUGGGGGCAGAACUCCCUCACCCUGCUUGCUAUCUUGCUCGCGUUCAUGCUUAUGCUACUAAAGGCGAUUUCGAAUCAGCGUUCCGCGCCGUACAGGAGCUUGAGACGGCGUACGCUUCCUCUGAAGAGUAUGGGGAUGCGCGGGGGAGGGGGGGGGGGGGAAUGGCGGCCCCGGGCAGAAGUAACAACGCCGCCAUGUCUGCGACCUCCUCCGCCGCCGCCGCUUUGGCUCACGAGCUCCUCUCUCCCUUCUCGUCGCUCAAACCCCUCGUUGUCGCCUGCAGCCGCGGCUUGGGCGUUCUAGAUACGGCAUACUAUAAGCUGGCGGCGAUGCACGAGUCAGGUGAAAUUGUGUCUCUUGCUGCUAUCAAUUGCAUCAUCGCCGGUUGCUCAAAUGUCCAUGACAUGGAUCGGGCCUUUCAGACCUUCGAGGAGAUAAGUAGGACCUUCGGGAUGGCGCCGAAUGUGCACACGUAUAAUGCCUUGAUCGACGGCUGUGCAAAGACGAAGCAGAUUGCGAUGGCAAUCCAGAUGUUCAAGAGGAUAGAAGCGAACGGAUUGGCGUUCGAUGAGCAGUCGUUCCAGUUUCUGAUUGAUGCGUAUGUAAUUGAUGGGAACGCACCCGGAUCUGUAGAGGCCCUUGAGUCGAUGAUGGCGGCGGGUUUCACACCGUCGAGGCCAACCCUCGUGCGUGUGCUUCGGCGGUGUCAACGCACAGGCUAUGCCCAGGGUGGUGACAGGGUGAAGAGGCUCUUCAUUCAGUAUGGAUAUCGGGCGGCCACGUCGGGAGAUCGAAGACGUCAAUCGAUCUGGAAUGCAGCCAAUGCCGGUAGAGAUGACCCAAUCGGCGCGGGAGAAAGGGAGGGGGAAGGUGGGGGGAUGAUCCACGAAGAAGUACUGUAAGACGCCUGGCAGCUUAUCAUUUCCACCUUCGCUUUAUUCGAUCCUUCAAGCACGUUGUCUUAGUGCGCGUGCAUCUGUCGAGGGGCGCUUAGGGAGGGUAUAUCGGGCGCCUUCAACUGACAGACGAACUCGAUAUCUGAGAGAGGGACCCAGUUUGAGAGAUUCAUCUGUUUCGUGUGUGUGCGUGUCUGCCUGGUAGUGCGAGAGAGAGAGAGAGAGAGAGAGAGAGAGAGAGAGAGAGAGAGAGAGAGAGAGAGAGAGAGAGAGAGAGAGAGAGAGAGGAUUAAUUAGCGCUCCGAGGGUGUGAAAAUCGAGAGUGCGCCGUCUGGUAGUGCGAACCUUAAGCGGUCGUGAGCAGUUGCUGUGGCCACUGCUCCAGAGUUGAUGGAUGGGAGAAAAGGAGGACCCGUCGGCGUUGUCUUUUGGAUGUUUCCAUAUUCAAUGGUAAGGAGGAAUUCCAUAUUCGAGUCCGUGCCCUCGUCCUUUGUAAUACAAUAUCGAACGGGGGAAUUGAAACCGAAACGAUCGAGAAUUAUCAUGAUCAUACAUGCAUAAUGAUGAUGCUAUAAUGAAGAAUUUUUGGCCCAGCGAGGAAGCGAAGUUAGGGAAGGAGUUGGUCAGUCAAUGGGAAGACAAGUAGGUAGGCGAACGGCUGGGCUCUCCUGGCACGCUACUCCCCCCCGCCCCCCCCCCUUCUUCACAUUGCACGUGGUACUCUUACUGUUUUCAAUGCACGUCUUUACGGACGGAAUGUCAAUUCAGGCGAUGGUUUUUCGAAAACAACAUUGAGAUCGUCUUUUUUUUUUUUUUUUUUUUAUAACAUCGGGAUCGUCUUCUUUAGUAAUGCAAGCAAUCACUGUUCUCUUCUCUUUCCUGUGUCUUCUUCGUCUUCUUUCCCCCUUCACCCUGCAGGCAAUACCCAGAGCUGCUUUCAAUUACAGUUUUACUGAUUUUGUAAACAGAUUUUUUUAAGUAUAGGGAAUUUCCGAAAAGACAAUCGA
This is a messenger RNA of Chara braunii, 3906 nucleotides long. NCBI's taxonomy places the organism in Eukaryota, Viridiplantae, Streptophyta, Charophyceae, Charales, Characeae. The record is from the annotation of a GenBank genome assembly.